AUAAGCGUGUCACACAGGAGGAACAGAGUACAACACAACACAACACUGUCAGAGCCUUAGGACAGACAAGCUGCUACAGGAAGUUGCACAAGACAGAUAUACAGUAUCCAGCAACCAAUGGAAGACACCAUCAUCUAUGCAUGCUGACACAGCACAAAAGCAAACCACAGGUUUCACUCAGACAUUUGACCUCAUGUCAGAGCCUCCUAAGUGCUGCAUCUGUCUGGAUGAGUUCACCAGACCUGCUUCCCUCCCCUGUGGACACUGCUUCUGCCUGGGCUGUAUCGGUGAAUACUGGAGGAUCAAUGGGGCCUGUCAGUGCCCCCUCUGCAAGGCCUUUUUUCCCACCAGGCCACAGCUCAAAACAGACCAAACACUACAUGCUGGUGCCACGACCGAGGAAGCAGCCGUGCCUUUAAAAGCCGGAGAGGUUCCCUGUGAUUUCUGCCCAGUGAAGCGUAGAGCAGUAAAGUCCUGCCUGAAGUGCCUGGGAUCAUACUGUGCCGCUCAUCUGGAGCCUCAUUACCAGAGCGAAGAUCUUGGGCGCCAUCUUCUGAUCAGUGUGGUGAAGAACCUGGAGGACUCUGUGUGUCGACUGCAUGGGAAGCAGUUAAACAGGUUCUGCAGGAGCGAUCGAACGUGCGUCUGUGACGUGUGUGCCCAGACAGAGCACAGGGGCCAUCACAUUAUAUCUGUCAACAAGGAAGCUACAAAGAGGAAGUUCAAACUAAAAUGGAGAAGAAUGAAACUUCAACAAGCCAUUCAAGAGAGACUGAGUAAAGUUGAGAAGAUCAAGCUCUCUGCAGACCUGAGCGGAGAAAAUCGAAAAGAGGCAUGGGCACAAAAUAAAGACCUCAUCAGACGGCUGGAGGAAGAAAUCUCGGAGCUGCAGAGGAGAAACACUGAGCUGGAGCAGCUCUCACAGACCGAUGACGACCUCCACUUCCUGCAGGUCUGCGUGAAGCUUGAGAGUCCACUUCACAACUACCACUGAUCCUUCAGUGCAGCCUCUUGUGCUUCCUCUACAGAGAUUUCUACACACUGCUUCGUAUUAACAAUUGGACAAAUAUGUUCAGGAUUCACCUUCAAGAGCACUGAAAUAACGUUUUUUCUUUUUUUUUUCUUUAAAUGCAGCAUACCUUGGACAGUGUGUUUGGUUCAAAUGAUUAGUUUGACAUUUUGGGAAACACACUUAUUUACUGACAUGACCCCCACAUCUGUCCAUUAAAUCCGAGACUACAGCCUGUUUGUUUAGUUUAGCAUAAACACACUCUAUUCUGUUUGUUGCCAGGCAACAAAACAGAGAUUCCAGGAAGUUAGAGCCAAGCAGUAUUUUGGGAGACAAAACUCUCACGAAAAGGCGUAAUGUCGUUUUUUCACAUUGGUUAAUGAAGGGAGUAAUUGGUGUAGGAGAGACUUUGUGACCUUACAGAGCCAGGCUAGCUGUCUCCAGGGGCGUGUCCAAGGAUUGGCCUGGGCCACACCUGAAAUCCAAUUGGCAACCCUGGUGCCACCCCAUUAUCCUAUGUUAUAACGAGCCUUCUGCCUGGUAGGAGGUGGCCCUAAGGCUGAAAUAUUUAAGUUUUGUUGGUACUUCAUCGGUACUGUGACCGUUUACUUUUCAGCUCUGCACUUUUCGGGUAAAUAGACUAUGAUAUGGUGCUUGUUAAGGUUGCUUAGCAACUUAAGACGCAAGCUGCCGCUGUGCUCUUGAAAGCUGGCACAAAAAAGGCACAAAAGUAGCGCCCAGCGCCCGACCUCAUGUUUUCCAGGCAGUUAAGACACAGCAUGAGUACAUCCCCUAACAUCCAGACGAAGCUCCUGGACCAACUGAUGGUACUCCCUGUGGUUUCUCCUCUUUCUGACAGUCUCAUGUACCUACACAGAUCUGUUUCCUUGUGACCAAUGUACUACUCAGGAAUACCCUCUCACCUUCAAUCAGAGCCAGAGCAAGUGCCCUGCACCCGUGCAUAUUUUUAUGCAGAUUUAAGGUACAGAUCUGUGAGUUCACUUCACAGCAAAAUUGCAAUUGAUUUGAUGGUGUCCUAGCAAUUAAAAAGACACAGCAAGCUGCAAAAGCACUCUGUCUGAUCAAGGCCUCAAAGAAUAAAGUAUAAAAGCACUGUAUUACAAUUUAAAACAGAGAAAUGUAAGAAAAUGUAAGAUACUGUGAUGUUGAUAAAGAAAAUAUGAGUAGUGAAGACAGAAAUGGUAAAUUACUGGCAUUCUGCCCCAUUUGGGCCAUCCCAGCCAAAUAGUCUGGACACACCACUGGCUUUUUCACAGACCUUCCAGUUUUUGUGCUAAGCUAAGCUAACUGGCUGCUGGUCAUAGCCUUAUAUUUAAGGGACAAAGAUGACAGCAGUAUUGAGCUUCUCAAAUAACUCCUCUAGACAGUGUUUCUCUAAAUGUCACAGUUUUGCUUUUACAGAUUCAUGUUUAAAGAAACAGUAAACCUCAAAGACAAUAAUAAUAAUAGCUUAAAUCCAGUAGGUUCAGCUUGAUCCAGGAAGUGACCGCUGACUCAUUUUGAAUGUAUUGAAUGAAUGUAAUUUAUGCCUGGCUGGAUGAUGUGAUUCAUUUUAAGGAUAAUGAGCUUGCAGGCGGUACAAUGUGUCAGCAUUUGAAUGUUUAUUUUUUUUUCCAUUUUUGCACAAAUGAAUAAAACACUGUAUUUUUGCAAAACCAUAUCACAGAUGCAUUUUUGAAUAAAAAAUACCACAAAUCAA
This is a messenger RNA of Epinephelus lanceolatus (giant grouper), 2729 nucleotides long. RefSeq names its product E3 ubiquitin-protein ligase TRIM47-like. NCBI's taxonomy places the organism in Eukaryota, Metazoa, Chordata, Actinopteri, Perciformes, Serranidae. Gene Ontology annotation, molecular function: zinc ion binding. The record is from RefSeq and is a predicted model, not a curated record.